Phyllopteryx taeniolatus (common seadragon) is the source of this 1593-nucleotide messenger RNA. It is a transcript of the gene dnajc12, whose product is annotated as DnaJ (Hsp40) homolog, subfamily C, member 12. The record is from RefSeq and is a predicted model, not a curated record. Bases 195 to 719 code for a protein of 174 amino acids. The transcript is spliced from 5 exons. Gene Ontology annotation, cellular component: cytoplasm. NCBI's taxonomy places the organism in Eukaryota, Metazoa, Chordata, Actinopteri, Syngnathiformes, Syngnathidae.
GAAUACAUCACACGUCACAUGGUAGCAAUUACAGCUCAGUUCCCCCGGAGCUCAGGAGUAGCCCUCAUCUGCGAAAUUUAUAUACAGGAUUGGAGAAAAUCAUAAUUCACCCGCGUGACGAGGGGGCAGCGUCAAGGAAAGCAGGAUUGCUGAUAAUUCACGCUGCUAUUUUCGAAAAAUCAUCACAUUGUUUAAUGGAGGCCGUUUUGAGCUGCAGACCUGAGGAUUUGGAAGAUUAUUACGGUUUAUUAGGAUGUGAUGAGUUAUCAUCGACAGAACAAAUUCUCAACGAAUACAAGAUCAGAGCCUUGGCAUGCCACCCAGACAAGCACCUAGAGAACCCCAAAGCAGUGACAGAGUUUCAAAAGCUACAGGAAGCCAAAGAGGUUUUGUCCAAUGACACUAAAAGAAAAAACUAUGAUCUAUGGAAGAGAAGUGGAGUUGCUAUCCCAUUCCAUGACUGGCAAGCCUUAAAUGACUCUGUAAAAACGUCAAUGCAUUGGGCCGUGAGAAAUAAGAAGGAACCCAUGCUGGAGGCUGCAAAGGCAGAAACACCAAUCACUUUGCAUGCCGACGACCUUCCUUGUCAGCAGGAAGCACCGGGGAUCCCCUCGUGUGAAGCCAUGCUAUCCUCAAGCGAUUACUGCCAUCGCCGUUUCCGCUGGGCUGCUGACUCACCGUCCUGUCUGCUCCAGAAGUUUCGUAAUUAUGACAUUUGAAUAUACUGUAGUACAAUACAUCGCACCCUGUUAAUAGUGGUAUCAUAGUUGUGGACAUGGUCAAGCUGUGAUGUUACUUUGUGUGUAAAGCGGAUGAGACUACAACUGGGUGUACAUGGAGCCUUGUAUUCUGAUUAUAAUCGGUAUAGAAGCCCAAACUGAAUGAAAAUGCUCCAUAUAAAUAUCUCAAUCAGAUAAACAGGCUGAAUCUGAAUGGAAUUUUAUUUGAAUUCACAGGGGUGGAAUAUUCCUUUUGCCAAACCGAUCAAAAGUCAAUUUUCACCAAGUAAACAGUGAAUCGGAAUGGUGUCAGCCUCCGCCCUGUCUGCGCAUGCAAUGGCUUGUCGUUAAUGUGUGAUGACGUCAUCGUUUACGCACUUGAAAACAUUUCGGCUUCCCACCAGAGCUGCUCUGCGACAGAUGUUUUAAACUACAGUCCUUGUAAUUUGUUUUUAAUCAAGCGGUUGUUUUUAUAAAAGUGUAAAAACAAUCGCAACUAUUGUGCUAAAUAGACAACUGACCACCAUCUUGAUAAAUCGUGAUGUUUACAUUGAUAUGAGCGUGUCGCACGUCUGUCAAACGGCCAUUUUUGAUUAAAUGUAGUGGUCCAUGUAAAUGCCAGAUUGGAAUAGGUCACGUCUCAUUUCAACUUUUGACCGGAGAUGUUCAGUCGGAAUGUUUUCACUCGAAAUGGGAAAAAAAACCUAAAAGUCUGCAUGUAAACCCGUCUUCUAUGAAAUCACAUGGAUGUUACUGUCUAGCUCUGUGUUCAUGAAUCCAAAAUUCAACAUUCGCAACAUUAUCAAGUAAAAGUGAUGAACAUUUACCCAUAUUAUUGUCAAAAGAGAUGUAGUAAUUAAAACGUGUCCUACUC